UUUGGGAUUGGUCAAUCCAGUCACAAGAUGAUGUGAAGUAAAAAAAAAACAUUGAAAGCGUCUGAGCAGUGAGAGCAGCAGCUGCAGCUUCAGAGAGACUCUAUCAACUACUACAACAACAAUGAGUGAAUCACUGGUGGUGUGCGAUGUGGACGAUGAGCUGCUCAAGAAGCUGAAAGCCUUCCGUUUCCGGAAGCAGACCAAUAACGCCGCCAUCAUCAUGAAGAUCGACAAAGACCGACAGGUGGUCAUUCUUGAAGAGGAACACGAGGAUAUUUCUUUAGAUGAUCUAAAGGAGGAACUACCCGAAAGACAGCCGAGGUUUAUCGUCUACAGUUACAAAUACGAACAUGACGACGGACGUGUGUCCUACCCUCUCUGCUUCAUCUUCUCCAGUCCGGCAGGAUGCAAAAUGGAGCAGCAGAUGAUGUACGCAGGAAGUAAACACAGACUGGUGAAAGCUGCUGAUCUGUCGAAGGUGUUCGAGGUCAGGAACACAGAGGACCUCUCAGAGGAGUGGCUCAGAGAGAAGCUGGGGUUCUUUGGUUAAAGCCCUCUCGUGUCGUGGGGUCUGGGACGUGAGGAGGAUCCAGAUUGCACAUACCGGUGUCACCUCUUUGGGAGGAACGCACCACAGUUAAUGUUUCCCUCCUCGUUGUAGCAGACCUGAUUUAAAUAGCGUUGAUGAAAACUCAGUUUUAGGCCUCUGUCGCUCAAAUUUAAAGCUCAGAUCAGUGAGACAGAAGUUUGUGUACUCUUCUCUUUGCCAACCGAACCUCUCCUCGUCUGUCAGCCUAAAACUGGAACUCCUAUUUGACGCAGGUCUGUUUUCGACUCCCGAACAAUCUCUCCAUGUGCCAGUAACGUGUCUGUGUUGAAUUAACACUCCCAUAGCUCCGAACCGGACAUGAAUAGAACUCAUCCGCCUUCCGAAGCGUCGUUAUUCAGGAGUCGUUAAAGGUGUCAACACUUUCUGUUUCCGUCUUUUUUUAACUUCUUAAGUUUUACGUUUAGAUUUAUUUUCCUGGUGUUUGUAGCUCAAACUUUAUCGCAGUGAUUUCCUUUUGUUGUGAAACUCUAAAGACCAAAAUAGAGCCAGUGUCUCCUUCGUUAUUAAUUUGGAUUAUAAUCUCACUCCAGUCGAUUAAAGAAUGAUAACACUAAGACCAACUUUACUAACGCUGCAUUCAAGUGCUCCUCAGAUAAUCAGAGUUCCCGAAAUUGCAAAGAUGUUUUUCUGAAUCCGUGAUUUCAAGCUUUACGAUUGCAAAAUGUACAUAUUGGAUGUCUCAACUGAUGAGUUUGAUGGGUUUUUUUGUCCUUCAAAAUAAAAGUUGUUAGUAGGGAUCCAAAUUUUUCUCCAACUUCUCAAGUCGUCGUUCCUUCGCGUGCUCUUCAGCUGUUUUGACUUCCCAAAUCAGGAAGUUGUAAUAUCUGAACAACGUAGAUUUUAUUCCAAACUAGACGACUCUACAUUAACGGGAUCUAACGGCUACGAACUUACACUACAAUGCAAGUGAAUAAAAAUGAGCCAAAGUUUCUAAAGUUUGAAGUUUCUAAAUCAACCCUUUAAGUUUGGAACUUAAACUUUCCCCUGCGUGCCUUCUGCAAAAUUUCCCACUCAGAAACUACAUUUUCCGAUCAUUCCGACUUCACCUGAAUGCAGCGUUACCUUCUUUCGUCCGUGCACUUGAUCGAGGUGGAACAAAGAGGCAUUGGAGCGGUGCUUAUCACCUGUUUCGUCUCCUGUUUGGAGGACAAACAGCAGCUCUGGGUAAAUCUGUGCUCGGCCUCUGAUGAUAUCACACUCCUGAAAAACACAAACCGCUGAAACAUUCCAGUUUAUAACCGACAACAAAACCUCCAUGACAGUUUUGACACAACACUGCACACGGGGGGGCGUUACCUGCGCUCACCGUGUCCUUCUUUAGGGAGAUUGUAAGAUAAUGUCGUGCUUUAUAGCCAGUGCUGUUCUUUAGUGUUGAUGAAUGUCGUGCUUCAUUCUGACGUAAAGCCUCUCGGGUCGCUCAGAGGAGGUUGCAGCAGCCUUGCGAGUUACAGCAGUGACUUUAAAAAAUGCCAGUAGUGCUUCAUGUUUAGACUUGGUAGAUAAAAGAACAUAUUUCCAUACAGAGCGGGGUUUGACUCAAAUAUACAGAUCUUUAAAAGGCUGAUAUUUAGGCAUUGAAUCAGGGGCGUGUCCAAGAGUAUUUUGACUUGGGGUGGCCAAUCAGGGAUGAUAACUUUAGCAGGGGUGGUGUAAAGUAUGAGGUCGCACUCGUGUCUGUUGUGGUGUCAUGGUGUUGAGGGUUUCUGGGUACAUUGGAGGUUAUGGUCAUGGGAUUAUUAGUGUCGUUUACUGUAAAAAAACAAAACAGAAACACAGUGUCCACGUCUCAAAGAGAUGUUUAUCUAAAGUUGUAGUUUACCGUACGAAUAAAGUAAAUGUGCUACACCAGUACGCCACGAAAACUACCGUAUUGACCCUCAUAUAAGAAGUUUUUUUCCUCAAUACAUCUGAAAAUAUUUGAAUCAGGGUGGUCCUAUAUUUGAGUCCCUACGGUCAUUUUCACCUUUUAAACCGUGCCCUCACUAACUGGUUUGAUCAUGUGCAGCGUUUCCUGAGAAAAGGACGCUGUACCUGUGACGGCGGUAAAGGUUAACACAGGUCAGUGUGUCCGGCCCCGCCUCCCAUAGUUUCUCUUUUCAGUUUCUGUUUGAUCUAUUGACAACAUUCAUCGGCUGCAUGUUUUAUAAAGACGUCCAGAUAUCAGACCUGCCUCUGAAAAAUCUUCUAAAACACCCACAAACAAUCGAGAAUUAGAAACUGGCAGCAGCAGGUUUCUUGCCUCAAAUACUUGAAGCUACAUUAAAUUUACUUAAUGUUGUAUUAUUGGCACUACAGUCUAGUUUAGACAGAUAAAUCUCAAUGAAAGCUUCUGAAUCUGAAUAAAAGCUCAGUAUCAGCUCUGUAUAUUGGUCUUACCCCCUCAUCUAAAACCACAUGCAUAAAUGAACUCCACAGUUUUGCAUCAGCGUCCUCUCUGACUUUGGACUAGGAGGAUCACAGCUGAUUUUAACGCCCCGAGUCCCUCAUGUAUAAAGUCAAACUGCUGAGUCUACCAUUCUAAUGCCUUGUCUUCAAUGUUAAAGUUUGUCAUAUUUACGCUUGUUAUAAAAAGGACUACAAGGCCAAAAUCAAACACUACAAAAUGUUUUCUUGGGAGACAAUUGGACAACUUUUGUGAGGAGUAGAAAGGUCACAUUAAGACACUAAUUCUGUCAUGUUUUUAUUUCUAAUCUUGAUAAAAAAUAAAGGAUAGAACCGUUUUCUUUCUGUGGAUCUGACUGGGAGAAAUGUGCGCACAAUCAUGUGAAUCAUUUAUUGAUUUGAGACAUGAAUCAUUCACCUGUCGGUGUUUACUCCAACAGGAAGGUGAGACAGAGGUUAAUUAUUACAGCUGCUGUAGCACAUAGACAUCACUCAGACAUGUUUAAUGGUUUCUGCUGUUACCUAAAGGUGUAGUAAGAAAGUUGUAUGAACCUGAAGCUGUUCUUCUAAACUCUGUGGAAAGCUACUGUAAAAGAAUCGCAUGCUUAAAUGUGUUUUUCUUCCUUUUCUAAACGACAUGUUCGAGGACCUGCUGCUCUUUUGCAUGCAUUCUUUCCAGAAUAUCUUAAAUUAUUAAACCUCAUAGAAAACAUUUGCACACAAAGUCCUGGAAACCUGGUCUCAGCUGUGUUCCUACUCUUUGUAAAGUAUUUACAUACUGACAGUACUUUGAUACCCUGCAGACAGACUCCCCCAGUAUAAAGUCUUUAAAGUAUCUGGUCUUGUCCUGUGGAUCUGAAAGGUGUCCCCUUCUGUUUACUCAGCCUGUUGUAGAAGAAGCCUUUUUAGUGCUCUUGUUGUCCUCUCUGGUUAAAUAACGUAUUUCUAUCUUCAUUCCUUUUUACUGAAAACCACCUGAGAUGUGUAUCAUAACCAGCUGCCUCAUAGCAUAAGUGAAACUUGAGAUAUUUGUAUUUUCCCAUACUUUAUAAAGUGUCUAUUGUCCUAUUGUCCAAAUAAAAUGACAGUGAUGUUUAAA
Notolabrus celidotus (New Zealand spotty) is the source of this 4091-nucleotide messenger RNA. RefSeq names its product glia maturation factor, beta (gene gmfb). Lineage: Eukaryota; Metazoa; Chordata; Actinopteri; Labriformes; Labridae. Gene Ontology annotation, biological process: actin filament debranching; negative regulation of Arp2/3 complex-mediated actin nucleation. The record is from RefSeq and is a predicted model, not a curated record. The transcript has 7 exons. Gene Ontology annotation, cellular component: actin cortical patch. Gene Ontology annotation, molecular function: Arp2/3 complex binding; actin binding. Bases 122 to 550 code for a protein of 142 amino acids.